GCGCUCCAGCUAGCAUGAGGACGGGCUUCUCUUCCCCUGCUCAGUUAAUCUGGCUGUCAGUUGGUGUUAACGCUGCAGUUCAAGUGCUCGGAUUCCAAGGGAAACAGACAAACCUUACAGAAGGAAGGAAGCAAGCAAAAGAGGAAGGAACUGCAGGAAGAAAAGAACAGGCAGAACAGCGAGAGGAAUAAAGGGAAGGGGGGGAAACACCAAAUCUAUGAUUGGACCUGGGCUUCUUUUUCGCCAAUGCAAAAAGGAAUAUGCAGCACAUUUUUGCCUUCUUCUGCACCGGUUUCCUAGGCGCGGUAGUAGGUGCCAAUUUCCCCAACAAUAUCCAGAUCGGGGGAUUAUUUCCAAACCAGCAAUCACAAGAACAUGCCGCUUUUAGAUUUGCUUUGUCACAACUCACAGAGCCCCCAAAGCUGCUUCCCCAGAUUGAUAUUGUGAACAUCAGUGACAGCUUUGAGAUGACCUAUAGAUUCUGCUCCCAGUUCUCCAAAGGAGUCUAUGCCAUCUUUGGGUUUUAUGAACGGAGGACUGUCAACAUGCUGACCUCCUUCUGUGGGGCCCUCCACGUCUGCUUCAUUACACCUAGCUUUCCUGUUGACACAUCCAAUCAGUUUGUCCUUCAGCUGCGCCCUGAACUGCAGGAUGCCCUCAUCAGCAUCAUUGACCACUACAAAUGGCAGAAAUUUGUCUACAUUUAUGAUGCAGACCGGGGCUUGUCCGUUCUGCAGAAAGUCCUGGACACAGCUGCCGAGAAGAACUGGCAGGUGACAGCAGUCAACAUUUUGACAACCACGGAGGAGGGCUACCGAAUGCUCUUUCAAGACCUGGAGAAGAAAAAGGAACGGCUGGUGGUGGUGGACUGUGAAUCAGAGCGCCUCAAUGCUAUCUUGGGCCAGAUUAUAAAGCUGGAGAAGAAUGGCAUCGGCUACCAUUAUAUCCUUGCAAAUCUGGGCUUCAUGGACAUUGACUUAAACAAAUUCAAGGAGAGUGGAGCAAAUGUGACAGGCUUCCAGCUGGUGAAUUACACAGACACCAUUCCUGCCAAGAUCAUGCAGCAGUGGAAGAACAGCGACGCUCGUGACCACACCCGGGUGGACUGGAAGAGACCCAAGUACACCUCUGCGCUUACCUAUGAUGGGGUGAAGGUGAUGGCUGAGGCUUUCCAGAGCCUGCGGAGGCAGAGAAUUGACAUAUCCCGCCGGGGCAAUGCUGGGGACUGUUUGGCUAAUCCAGCUGUACCCUGGGGUCAGGGCAUUGACAUCCAGAGAGCUUUGCAACAGGUGCGGUUUGAAGGUUUGACUGGAAAUGUGCAGUUCAACGAAAAGGGUCGCCGGACCAACUACACCCUCCAUGUAAUUGAAAUGAAACAUGAUGGUAUCCGAAAGAUUGGUUACUGGAAUGAAGAUGAUAAAUUUGUACCUGCUGCCACAGAUGCUCAAGCUGGAGGUGAUAAUUCAAGUGUUCAGAAUAGAACAUACAUCGUUACUACAAUCCUAGAAGAUCCUUACGUGAUGCUCAAGAAAAAUGCCAACCAGUUUGAGGGCAAUGACCGCUACGAGGGCUACUGUGUAGAACUAGCAGCAGAGAUUGCCAAGCAUGUAGGUUAUUCCUAUCGUCUGGAGAUCGUAAGCGAUGGGAAAUAUGGAGCCCGAGAUCCUGAUACAAAAGCCUGGAAUGGCAUGGUGGGAGAGUUAGUCUAUGGGAGAGCAGAUGUGGCCGUGGCACCCUUAACCAUCACCCUGGUUCGGGAAGAGGUUAUAGACUUCUCCAAGCCAUUUAUGAGUUUGGGAAUCUCCAUCAUGAUCAAAAAACCACAGAAGUCCAAGCCAGGAGUCUUCUCCUUCCUUGAUCCUUUGGCUUACGAAAUUUGGAUGUGCAUUGUUUUUGCCUACAUUGGAGUGAGUGUUGUCCUCUUCCUGGUCAGCCGCUUCAGCCCCUAUGAAUGGCACAGUGAAGAGUUUGAGGAAGGGAGAGACCAGACGACCAGUGACCAGUCCAAUGAAUUUGGGAUAUUCAACAGCUUGUGGUUCUCCCUUGGAGCCUUCAUGCAGCAGGGCUGUGACAUCUCUCCCAGGUCUCUGUCUGGCCGCAUUGUUGGUGGCGUCUGGUGGUUCUUCACCUUGAUCAUCAUCUCCUCCUACACCGCCAACCUGGCUGCCUUCCUCACCGUGGAAAGAAUGGUGUCUCCCAUUGAGAGUGCAGAGGACCUGGCCAAGCAGACAGAAAUCGCUUAUGGGACAUUGGAAGCAGGAUCUACUAAGGAGUUCUUCAGGAGGUCUAAAAUUGCCGUGUUUGAGAAGAUGUGGACAUACAUGAAGUCAGCAGAGCCAUCUGUUUUUGUACGGACCACAGAGGAGGGGAUGAUCCGAGUAAGGAAAUCCAAAGGCAAAUACGCCUACCUCCUUGAGUCCACCAUGAACGAGUACAUUGAACAACGGAAACCCUGUGACACCAUGAAGGUGGGAGGUAACUUGGAUUCCAAAGGCUAUGGCAUUGCAACACCCAAGGGGUCCGCCCUGAGAGGUCCCGUAAACCUAGCGGUUUUGAAACUCAGUGAGCAAGGCGUCUUAGACAAGCUGAAAAGCAAAUGGUGGUACGAUAAAGGGGAAUGUGGAAGCAAGGACUCCGGAAGUAAGGACAAGACAAGUGCUCUGAGCCUCAGCAAUGUGGCAGGCGUGUUCUACAUCCUGAUUGGAGGACUUGGACUAGCCAUGCUGGUUGCCUUAAUCGAGUUCUGCUACAAAUCCCGUAGCGAGUCCAAGCGGAUGAAGGGUUUCUGUUUGAUCCCACAGCAAUCCAUCAACGAAGCCAUACGGACAUCCACUCUGCCACGGAACAGCGGAGCGGGAGCCAGCGGAAGCGGCAGUGGAGAGAACGGCCGGGUGGUCAGCCAUGACUUCCCUAAGUCCAUGCAAUCGAUUCCCUGCAUGAGCCACAGUUCAGGGAUGCCUUUAGGAGCUACAGGAUUGUAACUGGAGCAGAUGGAGACCCCAUGGGGAGCAGGCUCAGGCUCCCCUAGCCCCAUCCCAAACCCUUCAGUGCCAAAAACAACAAAAUGAAACAACCACCAACAACCACCGUGACCACAAGGAGGAUGAUUCAACCAGUUUUCUUGAGGAAAUGAAAAAUAAUCUUGUUGUCCCUUUUCCUUUGAUGUUCUUUCACCCUUUCGCAUUUGCUAGGUGAGAAUGUUACAUACACUGUACUGCAAUAAGGGGAGAAUAACCCUGUGUACUGAAGCAUGUGGCUCUGAAAAUGGAGUCACUGGCACAUUAAUGAGGAAACUGAACUGUUUUCUUUCAAUUCAGGUGUUAAUGUGUGUUGUUAGCGUAUGAAGUUUUUUUUCUUACUAAUAUCCAUGGGUUGCAGUUCUGUUAUCCCUUCUUCCUUCCUUCUAAUUCCCAGUUCCCUACGUAUCCCUCUUCAGUUUUCAGAUUGGAAAUUCAAGAUUCCUUCCACCUUAUAAGCAAGCAAAAAGGAAAAAAAUUAACCUUCAAACUAAGUUGCCAUGGGAGCUCUCCAUGUUCACCUCUACUCUCUGGCCCCAAAACCUUGGAUGGAGAUUGUUGGUGCCUCCCACUGAUGAGGCAUUGCCUAAAACACUGAUUUAGCCAACAACACAUUAGCAGCAAUUCAGACUGAGUGUGGUGGAGAGGGAAAUGGCAGGUGAGCAAAGGAGGACUGAUGAAGUUACGGCUGCUCAGAAAAUAUUAAUGCGUUAGUGUCAUUUCAUAGGCCACAGGUGGUAUGAUGUAUUUCUUCGCAAGUUCAACUUUACCCCUGAAAAGUAUGUCCUGUUAUUCUCAGUAUCAAAGACACUCUGAUGACUAAAUGGCAACUGACCUACUGACCUAAGAAGAACCUUGGGAAAAAAGCACAGCCAGGGAGAAAGACCCCAUGACUCUUAAUUUUUUCCUUUUUCUUGACAUCUGAGCAAGAACCCCCAUGUGGAGUAGACUCUCUUUGUGGCACCUCUGACAUGGGGGUAAAUGCUAUGCAAGCUCAGUGCAACAAACAAAAGUGAUGGAAGAAAUUUUGGAAGAGGAAGCCUUAUCAAAGCCCACAUGCAAUAGAGUUUUUCCUGGUGCCCUGCCCUAGAUUUGAGACACUAACUAUGAAGUUUAGUGUAUUCUGAGGAUCUGGGUUUUUAUGUUAUUAUUGAAUGUUAUUUCAGCAUGUGCCAGGCAACAUUCUAUCAUCUUCAGAAAAAAAUACAAGCAAAGCUGAAAUAUUUGACAAAGGCUAGGGAGACAAAAUGUGGUGAUAAAGACAUUGGAGGACCUUAAUAUCCCUGUACUUCCGUACCUAGGAAGCUAACCUUCCCCCUGGCUAAGGUAGAAGACACUGUUUUUGAAUCACCAGAAACAGUAAGCCCAUACUUGUGACUGCAAAAUUGAACUUAAGCAAGAUGGAAGAAGCAAAGGAUUCAUGAAAGAAGCUCAGGCUGACUUAGUUGGAAUUGGAAGUUCUUGGCACAUAGCUUUUUAUGGAGAUCCCAACUCUCAUUCUUGGUGCAAUUGGCUUACAGCUCUCCAGCAGCCAUUCUCUUAAGUGCAUGAUUCAGUGCGUGCCAUGUGUCAAAAGCUCUUAUUGAUAACCAUCUUCUGGCUUGUCCUUUCCCUACUCCCACUUCUAUUCAGUCUUCUCUGCUAGUGGUUAUCAUUAGCAAUUGGCAAGAUAAAGGUUGUGGAGCCUACCUUGGGGUAGAUGCAGCAUGACUGGCUUCAUUUGUGAAUUCUCAAUGGACACCCACAUUGUCUCUGUUUCUCCCAUUCUCUUUCCAUCACCAUAACAAAGAACGUUUCCAAACACCAACUCUUUACCCUUCCAACUCAAGUAUUGUUCAGUUUCUCAAGUGUCAACAUGGGCAUGGUAUGUGAAGCAGGACCCUCAAGGUGGAUCAUUACUUUUUACUACUGCCAACUGAUGCCGCACUCCAUCCCUUGCCCUCAUCCUAGAUUUUUCUCAGCUCUUAGCCUACCACCAUAGAAUCUGAUAUGACUCUCCGUUAAGGAAUCUGCACUUCAGAAGAGUUGGAAAUAACCCUCUACCAUCAACAUGCUUCAAAAACCUUUUGCCUUUGGCCUGGUAAGAUGCCUCUCGAAUUGCUGAGCCCACCAAUAAAAUAAUCAGAUAGGGAGAGACUGCACUUGAAAUGAGGGUCUACGCCAUGCAGGGGGGGUCCAAGACUCCGGCAGAAGAUAUUUUUCAUCAACAGAGGGGUGAAGGGAAAAACAAAAGCAAGAAAAGAAUUAACUUGUAUUAUGUAUUUUUACUACACUUUUCUUAAAAAAGGAGCAUUGGGAAAGCUCUGAAAGAAAUUGACAUUUUUCUCAACAGGAAUCCAUACUUAACAGUUCUGGCUUUCAUUAAAUUUUGCUCUUUGGUACCUGGGCCUUUUAUUUAACAUCUAUAUUUGUUUUAACUCUCUUGGCAGAUGUGUGAAAGGAUUCUUGCUUAAUCAAACACUAAAUAUUUUUGAUUCCUGUUUUUCGUUCAGAUAGCCAGGAUUUUUUUUUUCUUUUGGUAUUUGCAUACAAUGAAAAUAUCACCGAGAAUUAAAUCACUGUGGAUCCAUUAUCUACUUUUCAUAUUUGUCCAUUCCAUUCUUGUGUUACUUCCAAAGCUGAGACUCUAGAUCUGUUAUUUCCUUAUGCUGAUCCUGAGACAAGUAGGUUUUUAAUGG
Molecule: messenger RNA, 5695 nt
Organism: Ochotona curzoniae (black-lipped pika)
Lineage: Eukaryota; Metazoa; Chordata; Mammalia; Lagomorpha; Ochotonidae
Gene: GRIA1
Product: glutamate ionotropic receptor AMPA type subunit 1
Exons: 16
Coding region: 261-2981 (906 amino acids)
Biological process (GO): synaptic transmission, glutamatergic; modulation of chemical synaptic transmission; monoatomic ion transport
Cellular component (GO): postsynaptic membrane; AMPA glutamate receptor complex; plasma membrane
Molecular function (GO): transmitter-gated monoatomic ion channel activity involved in regulation of postsynaptic membrane potential; AMPA glutamate receptor activity
Source: RefSeq, a predicted model, not a curated record